Messenger RNA from Apiotrichum porosum, 1398 nucleotides. RefSeq names its product Cytosolic seryl-tRNA synthetase (gene SES1). Gene Ontology annotation, biological process: seryl-tRNA aminoacylation. Gene Ontology annotation, molecular function: tRNA binding; ATP binding; serine-tRNA ligase activity. The transcript is spliced from 4 exons. The record is from RefSeq and is a predicted model, not a curated record. Gene Ontology annotation, cellular component: cytosol. The coding region runs from base 1 to 1398 and encodes 465 amino acids. NCBI's taxonomy places the organism in Eukaryota, Fungi, Basidiomycota, Tremellomycetes, Trichosporonales, Trichosporonaceae.
AUGAUCGACCUCAUCCACUUCCAGACCGACAAGGGGGGCAACCCCGAGGUCGUGCGCGAGUCGCAGCGCAAGCGUGGCGCGCCCGUCGAGAUUGUCGACGAGGUGAUGGAGCUCUUCAACCAGCACAAGGCCGCCCAGUACGAGAUGGAGAGCGAGCGCCGCGCCGUCAACGCUCUCCAGAAGGAGAUUGGCACCAUCAAGAAGGCCAAGGGUGACGCUACCGAGCUCCUCGCCAAGAAGGCCGAGCACGACAAGAAGAUUGUCGAGCUCACUGCCUCUGCUGCCGCCCUCGCCAAGCAGCGUGACGCCAAGGCUGCUAGGAUAGGCAACAUUGUCGACCCCACUUGCCACGUUUCGCUUACCGAGGACGACAACCCGGUCCUGCGUUUGUGGCACCCCGAGCCCAACCACAAGGGCAACUCGGAGGAGCUCACUGUCGAGGACAAGCAGACCGACAUUCUUCCCCACCACGAGGUCCUCUACCGCCUCGAGGCCUUUGACACUGAGCGCGGUGCCAAGAUCAACGGCCACCGUGGCUACUUCCUCACCAACGACGGUGUCGACCUCAACCAGGCGCUGAUCAACUACGGUCUCGACUUCCUCCGCAAGCGCGAGUACAAGAAGAUCCAGGCUCCCUUCAUGAUGCGCAAGGAGAUCAUGGCCGCCACUGCCCAGCUCGAGGAGUUUGACGAGGCUCUGUACAAGGUCUCGGCCAACGACGGCAACGAGGAGAACGACCGUUACCUCAUUGCCACUUCGGAGCAGCCCAUCUCGGGCAUGCACUCUGACGAGAACAUUGACCCCAAGUCGCUUCCUAUCCGCUACGCCGGCUACUCGACCUGUUUCCGCAAGGAGGCCGGUUCGCACGGCCGCGAUACCUGGGGUAUUUUCCGUGUCCACCAGUUUGAAAAGGUUGAGCAGUUUAUCGUCUGUGAGCCCGAAAAGUCGUCCGAGAUGCUCCACUCGAUGGUCGAUGUCUCGCGCGCGUUUUACGAGUCGCUCGGUAUCCCUUACCGCGUCGUCAACAUUGUCUCUGGCGGCCUGAACAACGCCGCCUCGAUCAAGUACGACCUCGAGGCCUGGUUCCCCUUCCAGGGCGAGUACAAGGAGCUCGUCUCGUGCUCCAACUGCACCGACUACCAGUCGCGCUCGCUCAACGUCCGCCUGGGCUACAAGAAGGCCGACGCCAAGACUGGCUUUGUCCACAUGCUCAACGGUACGCUGUGUGCCACUGAGCGCGCCAUGUGCUGCCUGGUCGAAAACUACCAGACCCCCGAUGGUCUGCGUAUCCCCGAGGUCCUCAGGCCUUACAUGCAGGGCCGCGAGUUUAUCCCCUUCACUGCCGAGCUGCCGACCAAGACGACCUCGAAGAAGGAGGCCGCCUCCAAGAAGAAGUAG